AUGUGUAAAGCAUCUAUAGAUCUAGCGAGAAUCUCCUUUGAAUUUGCAGUUCAACCACCAUCCAUCAUCUUACUCCUUGGACUUCGUUUCCAUCCGAUCCGCCUCAGAUUCGCAUCUCUGUCAUUGUUUGUUCAUCUCAGAUCUACGUGGCCAAGGGCUUUCAGCCACCGUUGCUGCUCUUAUCGCAACACCACACCUCCGUCGCUUGCACCGCCACCAUUCUUGCACGUAGACGCACAAGAUCAUCGUCGCCGGUUGGGGUUAUGGCUUUUGUCACAGGUUGAGCCCUCAGAGAUAUUUUUGAAAUCUAUAUCGAAUGAAGUCACUAGCGUCGAAGUCAUUUACCCUUCAAGUCUGAAUGCACAACUUGUUCGCCGAAGAUUAGGACAUAUUGCUCUGAGGGGAACAAUUAUCCACCGAAAAUACUUAUAUGCUACAGUUUCAUUGAUUCCAUUUUCCUCUACACUGAUGGUUUUACCUUUGCCUAAUAUCGCAUUCUUCUGGAUUUCAUUUCGGGCUUAUUCUCAUUGGAGAGCCCUUCAGGAAGAAAGUCCAAGAUGGUGGUUAGUAUCUUGCUAAGAUAAGACACAUUACUGAAAAGAAAUUGCAGGUGAUCUAAUGAACAUAAACAAACACUGCAAGGAUAUGUAUGUUUAAUAUAGCUACAUUAUGAAAAGCUACAUAAUGCCAUUAGCAAACUUAAGCAGCAAUUCCCUUCAGCAAUGCUUAAGCUUUCCAGAUGAAAUUGCAGGGACAAAGCCAGAGUUAAAUGAACCAGAUAUUACAAGGACAUACCUUAGCAAUGUAUGUAUUGCAGAACAGUUGCACAAAAAUGGAUUGGGGUAUGCACUUCUUGAAAAAUCAAAGCUAGUUACCUAUGAUUGGGGUAAGAUAUAACAUAGCAAUUUUCACCACUUCAUGAGCAAAAUUAAUUUACUGUGAUUACUAACCGUGCUUAAUCUAUUAAAGUGUUAACCGAGUUUUUUCCUAAGGCUUCAUAGUUACAAUGGAAAGGUAUGCUCUGUGCACUUCUGGCAGUAAAUUCACAAAUUUUUUAACAACAAAAGAUGAUUGGCACCGUUGGUAAAGCAAUGAAAUGACCUUGUAUCUUAAAAGACGCGAGUUUGAUUCCCUUUGCUGAAGUGAUGAUCACUUAGGUGGGACAAUGAUCUGUAACUACCUCUGAAGACAUUCUUUGGAAGGAUCUCUAUGGUCUUCAAUGUGGUGAUCCUUUCUCCCCAUGGUUACUUUGCUCAAGACAAUGUCUUGGGAUUCCCUAAUACUGGUGGCCAGGUUGUUUACAUCUUGGAUCAAGUUCGUGCAUUGGAGAGUGAGAUGCUCAACCGCAUCAAGAAACAAGGCUUGGACAUCACCCCUCGCAUUCUCAUUGUAUCUCCCUAUUCCAGAUGUAAAUAUUUAGCUGACUUGUAUAUAGUGAAUCGAUUUUCACUAACUUGAAUCGAUUUUCACCCCUGUGAUUUUCACUAAUAUUUAACCUAUCAUUGGGAUUGGUUUAUAGCCUAACUUAAUAUAACAUAGUUAUAGGCUUGUAGCAUUUUUUAUUAUUUAGAUUUGUAACAUGAUUUAUUACUUUUCAAGAGAAAUUUGUGUAUUAAUAUUUUGAGUUUAAUGAAAUAUUCAUUUUGUAGUAA
Arachis ipaensis is the source of this 1652-nucleotide messenger RNA. The record is from RefSeq and is a predicted model, not a curated record. Lineage: Eukaryota; Viridiplantae; Streptophyta; Magnoliopsida; Fabales; Fabaceae.